AGAUAAAGAAGCACCCGAGACAGCACCACUGCAACACCGUUUCUUCCAACCCCUUCUUUCUACCAAUUAUUAUUCCUAUGUCAUAACGAUGGUAAACCUACAAAAGGUUGAACAACAUGUUACAACAGAAGGUCAAAGGAAAAAGAAUAAGAGGAAGAAGCAAGUUUUGGUUCCUCGUCCUGCAUGCUCAUGGGUGUAUUUUAGUAAAGAGUUUAUCAAGGAGUACAUUGCUUCCCAUCCUGAGUCACCAGGCCUUAAAGCUGCAACAAAGGCUGCCUCAAAUGCGUGGAAAUCAAUGAGCCUUGAAGAGAAGGAAAAGUAUGCUAGGCAUGCACGUGAAGUGUGGGAUGGCUACUUGAGUUCAGGUGCUGCCCCCAACCCCAAGCCAAGGAAACAGACUAAACUGGUAACAAGAUGCUCUCCUGGUCGCUUAUUCAAAGUGUUACAGCGCCUCACACCUGAGCAGAAGGAGGCAGUUAAGAGCAUGGGCUUUGGCAGCCUCCUUGGCCUUAGAUGCCGAACGCUUCGACGCAGUUUGUGUCUUUGGUUAUUGGAGAGAUUUGACACUACUAAUUGCAGCUUAGAGAUCUGCAAUGUGGACGUGCCAUUAACUCCAAAUGAUGUAGAGAUGGUAUUGGGAUUAUCAGCCAGUGGUAAAGAAGUGGUGAACUCUGGUCCAGAAGACAUGAUUUCAGAUUUACGUAACAGUUACAACGCGAUAAAUCAUGGAAUUUCAGUGCGACUUUUAGAGGAGCAGUUGGCAACUGCAGAGUCUGGAGAUGAUUUUAAGAGGUCAUUUGUACUCUAUGUGCUGGGAACGCUUCUGUGCCCAACAGCUAGGCUGGAUGUUAGCCCGUCAUUCCUCCACUUUUUGACAAAUAUGGAUCUUGUACAUCAGUAUAACUGGGGUAAAUUCUUGCUUGAUAGGCUGGUUCGAGAGGUAUUGCGCUUCCAUCAAGGGAAGCAAAGAACUGUUGGUGGUUGUCUUUUAUUUUUGCAGCUUUUCUACUAUGAGAACAUAUCUCUUGAAGGGUCUUCUGCUCCAGUUCCAACGAUUGUUCCAUAUCUGUUUUCUUGGGGAGAGGAGGAGAUUGCUGAGAGAGAAAAGCGAGAAAAGGAACUUGGCGGCUAUGGUUCUGGGGAGCUAGCAAGCAAGAAGAAGUGCCAUCAUAUGGAGUUCCCUGAGUAUAGAGAUCAUCCAGAUGGCCCACUGAUCACCACAGAAAUCAGUAGAAUUGGGCAUGGUCCUCUUAGACCAGAAUCAAAUGAGGAAGACAUCCGUGGUUUUCCUAGGAAUAGAACCGUGUUGAGUGGAGAUGUGGAUUUAGUAGUUGAAUCAAUUGAAGCUCCUUGUCGGAACAAAGAAUAUGGUUGCAAUGAAACUGUGGAUUGCAUGACUAGCAAUGACCAUGAAGUGACAUGCAUCUAUUCUCCAUGUGUCUGUCCAUUUCAAGACUGUAACUAUGUUGGGCCAUUUGAACAGUUGGCAUUGCAUUUCAGCAGUAAACACUGGGAUUCCGGAAGACAAUUCAAAUAUAAUCAUCCAUUGGCUAUCUCUUUACAGAUGGAUGAACAAUUCCUUGUUCUCCAGGCAGAAGAAGAUGGGGUUCUUUUUCUCCUCAACAAGGGCACAGAAACUAAUGGGAAUACAGUGAUGAUAACCUGUAUUGGUCCAAAUUCAUCAAAAGAAGGAUUUAUUUAUGAGAUUGUUUCAUGUAGGGGGAGAAGUUCUCUCAGAUUAAAGUCUGUAGCUGAGAAUUUUCCUGGUCGAAUGGAGGAUUUCCCCCCAGUAGAUUUUCUUUUGAUUCCUUUCAAUUUUCUUGUGUCUUCUAGGGAGCUCAAUGUAGAUAUUUGUAUAUGGAAUUCUACUGAGCAUAAUGUAGAUUGCUCUUGAUUUGUUACCUAGAUUAUAGAUAAUUUAUUUAGUGAGAAUGAUGUCAAUUGGCAUUUAUUUA
Messenger RNA from Glycine soja, 1955 nucleotides. RefSeq lists its product as uncharacterized. Gene Ontology annotation, molecular function: zinc ion binding. The record is from RefSeq and is a predicted model, not a curated record. Lineage: Eukaryota; Viridiplantae; Streptophyta; Magnoliopsida; Fabales; Fabaceae. The transcript is spliced from 8 exons. The coding region runs from base 89 to 1894 and encodes 601 amino acids.